AUGGCAAGCAACACCAAACGUCUCUUCGAGCCUAUAACCCUCGGCCAUCAAGUCAAUCUACGGCAUCGAGUCGUCAUGGCACCUUUAACUCGAUUCCGUGCAGAUAAGGAUCACGUUCAUCAUCAAGUAGCAGUCAUUUAUUAUGGACAGAGAGCGAGCGUUCCUGGGACGUUUAUCAUUUCUGAGGGAACCAUCAUUAGCGAGAAGUUUGGUGGAUUCGAUAACGUCCCGGGUAUUUGGAACGAUGUGCAGGUCGAGGCUUGGCGGAAGAUCACGGAUGAAGUUCACUCGAAAGGAUCGUUCAUUUACUGCCAGCUCUGGACCCUUGGAAGGGCGGCUAGUCCUAGAUCUCUCGCUAAAACUGGGCACGACCUCACUGGGAAGAAGGAGGCUCCUACCCCUCGUGAGCUAAGGCUAGAGGAAAUCGAGGAGCUUAUCAAAGAUUACGUCAAGGCUGCUGAGAAUGCGAUAGAAGCCGGAUUCGAUGGAGUUGAGAUUCAUGCGGCUAAUGGAUAUCUUUUGAACCAAUUCUUGGAUGAAACCGCUAAUCAUCGUAAGGAUAAAUACGGAGGGUCGUCGAUCGAGAAUAGAACACGUAUCGUGAAGGAGGUCAUCGAUGCUGUUGGCGAUGCUAUCGGUGCGGAGCGAACUGCUAUCAGGUUCAGUCCUUGGACCGAUUACAACGGUAUCGAGAUCGCAGAACCCAUCCCCAUCUAUACCCACAUCAUCGAACACCUACUCAAACACCCACUCGCAUACAUCCACUUUGUCGAACCUCGUGUCUCAGGUGACGGAGAUUCGGUGAAGGAAUUUGGAGGACACGAGACCAACGUCCCCCUCAUCCAAGCAUGGAAGAAGAACAAGAACAAGAAGAACAAAGACUCAGGCUCCGAGUCUUCGAACGACAUUGGCAAAGAUCGAGUCGUCAUCAUCGCAGGAGGAUUCUCGAACGAUACUGAGAAGAGCGUAGAAAUCGCUGAAGAAUUCGGUGCGGCGGCGGUUGCGUUUGGACGUGCAUUCGUAGCGAACCCCGAUCUUCCAAAGCGUUUGAAAGAGGGUAUCUCUCUUAACAAAUAUAACCGCAAGACGUUCUAUCUGCCAGGACCUGAUAAGAGUGAAGGCUAUAUCGAUUACCCAUUUGCGGCGGACGUACAAUCGAACUUGUAA
Cantharellus anzutake is the source of this 1167-nucleotide messenger RNA. RefSeq lists its product as uncharacterized. The record is from RefSeq and is a predicted model, not a curated record. The coding region runs from base 1 to 1167 and encodes 388 amino acids. NCBI's taxonomy places the organism in Eukaryota, Fungi, Basidiomycota, Agaricomycetes, Cantharellales, Hydnaceae. The transcript has 6 exons. Gene Ontology annotation, molecular function: FMN binding; NADPH dehydrogenase activity.